Molecule: messenger RNA, 5063 nt
Organism: Carassius auratus (goldfish)
Lineage: Eukaryota; Metazoa; Chordata; Actinopteri; Cypriniformes; Cyprinidae
Product: microtubule-associated tumor suppressor 1 homolog A
Exons: 15
Coding region: 432-3779 (1115 amino acids)
Cellular component (GO): nucleus; cytoplasm
Molecular function (GO): microtubule binding
Source: RefSeq, a predicted model, not a curated record
GGAACUUGAAGAGCGCUGUAUGAGUAGAGGCGUGUUUUAGUAUGCAGGGACAGCCCAAAAGUGUGCUGACAGCAGCCUGGACUGUGCCACAUUCCUAUGAGACAAACCAUUACUGCGAGCCAGGAGUGGUGCUGAAGGAGGGACUACUGGGGCUGAUGGGUAUUUUAGAGCUGGCAGUCUUUAUAUAUGUGUGUUUAGAGUGGUGUAGUGUUUACCACAGCACUAAUAGGAUUGAUUCUGAGACAUGGAGCUAUGAGUGCUGCAGGAGCCUGAAUGGGAUGUGCUGAACUGACAUAAUGUUAUGCCUGGAAAAUUCAGACAAUGGAUUUCAAUAAAUUCCCCCUGUGCUGAAGUCCAGGAAACAACUAAUAUAAUUCUCAUAAACAAGAGGUGUUUCAGAUAGAUGUGGAUUUGCUCAUAGCAGCUGAUCCAUGGAAACCACACGUAGAUCCAUGAAUCUUACUUUCUCCAUGGAGGACAAAAAUGGAAAUAACAUCACUUGCCCCAGUGCGCAUUCCCCCGAUUCACUCAGGGGCUCUAGCAGUUUGAGUUGUGGCAGUUCAGAAAGUCCUCCUGAAGUGGAAAUGGAAGGCUGUAUCCCUUUCCCAACAAAAGGUGAAACUUCUUCAAAGGUAGUGAAAUCAAGUGGCGCAAUUGCUGUAGACUUUGUCAAAUCAAACAUUGACAACUGGAAUGAGAAUAUGACUAUUUUGAUAGUGGACCCAAAAAACACUCAAUACAAUGGCUGUGACCGGAGCUCAGAAACCUCCCCAGACUGUGGUGAGCGAGAGCUGUCUGAGGUGAACUCCUGCAAGCCAUCAUGUCGUGGAUCCAGUGAGAACUGCUGCUCCGUCAGCUCUGAUGAGAUGGUCAUGAGGAGUAACAGCUUUCUUCUGCACGAGAAUGAUCAGCCUCUUAGCAUCUCACUGAUUGGGGAGUCGAGAACCUCUGUGGAUAUAUCUUCAGAUCUCAAUGUCGUAUCUGGCACGCUACCUGAUGUGUGCGAGGGCCUAGCUGAGGUGCCACAAGAAAAGCCCAAGAAUCAGGGUACCUACAUCCAACCAAACAAUCAGACAUUUCUCAUAGAUGAAAAGUCAUUGAGCGUUGAGAAACUUGAAUGUGGCACACCUGUUCAUUAUCACAAAUCCAAUAAAAAUGUGGAAAAGUUGGCAUGCAGCAGUGGUGGAUCCAAUCACUCAACCCCAUUGGAGGGAAAAACUGUGCUGCUUACUGCCUCUGGGGAUCUAGACAUCAGUGGCAAUGCUCAAACCUCAACUCCAGUGCAGUCUGUGAGUAACAAGACAUUUUGCCUCCCAUCUUUAUCUGAGUCACCUCUGAACCAAGAUGAAUGUGAUUCAGUGAGUCCAAUGGCUCAAGUUAUCCAUCAGAAACAAGGCGCUGCCUCCCAAAAGCCCAAAACACCCUUGACGUCAGCCAGUAAAAGCAAUAAGAUAGAAAUAAAACGUUUUCCAAAGCCUAACUUCAGUAAUAUAAAGUCUAAAAUUAUGUCACAUGCCAGCAACCCCUUCAAGACAUCAAGUGCACGAGUUCCAAAGAAUUCAUCAAAUGCUGUCACUCAAAAUAAUGAAAGCCAGACUAUGGACCAACAUAAGUCAUCUCCUACCAAAUCCACUUUUACUGCAGAAACCAGCACAUCUACCACAUCCGCUCAACGUGUAAAGAGCUCUAAUGCAGCUAAAAGAACUCGCUCAUCAACUUGCCAAGAAAAUGGUCUGGCCUCAAAAUCUCGACCUCGCCGAUGGUCUGAAAGUGCUACGUCUUUCAAAACAAGUAAAGAUGGAUCACAAGAGAAGAGUCCACAGGUCAGUGGAGUCUCGAACAGCCUUGUCACACCACAAAAAAACACUAAAAGAGGUGCUCAGAAUCAGGGUGAGAGACCUGCAGAAAACGAGUCAAAUAGAGAGGACACACAGGGGAAUGAGUCUCUGAAGGUCCGAGGGAAGAAUCAGAAAGUGAGUCUGUUGGUGGGGUCUGCCAGGCCAGCAACGGCAGCAGCAUGUGAGUGGAGUAGAAGCAGGCUUGGCCCCCAGCCAUCGCCAGCCAGGACAAGAGGCGCUUCUGCUGCUCACCUACAACCACCACCUUCAGCCUCUAAGAUCAAACCUGGUACAAGAGGAAAAGACGCCAGCAGUACCACUGACAUGCCUUCACCCAGAAGCAAACAGAGCACAUCUGAUGUUAAGCAAAAAAUCAAUUUAACUGAAGGUGCAAGUGCAGUUUCAAGAUCCCAGUCAAGAUCUGCUGUGUUCACAGCUCCAGCAUCAGCCUCCAAACUGUCCAUGAAACCCAAAUUACAGACCAAGAACUCCAGUACUUCUCAUUCAAAUGGACAUGCAAAGCAAGACCAUGCUGAGCCCUCUAUGGGAACCUUGAGUAAACCUUCUAACAGGACCACAUUGUUAAGGACCAAGCUGCAGUGUCCACCUAUCAGGAGUGUAUCAUCAGGAGUAGGAUACAAAAACACAUCUCCAUCAGGUUCAUCAAGGUCUUCAUGCAGUCCUCUGAAAACCCCAACCACAGCCAGACUCAUGAGACCUACUGCUACUCCAACAGUUGACAAGAACAAGUCAAGGACGAGUUCCCAAAACCAGCAGCCCCCAACAAACCGGCAACCGGAUCUGGUACCGCCAGAGAGUAAGUCCAGAAAUGUGGAGUACUACAAGGCUCUGUGUGAGAAGAAGAACCAGACCGUCCAGCAGCUGGAGAACACGCUCCGAUGCAACAAUCGUAGGUUUGAGGCUGUUGCUGUGGUCAUAAAGCAUCUAUGUGCUGGGCAUGAGGAGAUGAUGAAGCAGCGCAGGGAGCUGUCUCAGGAGCUGGUCACCUUGCGUGAGGAGCUGGUGAGUUCGGCUCACUCCUGUGAGCGUCUGGAGCAGGACAAGGAGGAGCUGCGUGCUGCUUUUGAUGGAGUUCUACAGAAGGUCCAGGAGCAGCACCGCUCGGACCUCGCUGACCUCGAGGAGAGACUGAAGACCUUUUACUCCACUGAGUGGGAGAAGGUCCAUCAGACUUACCAGGAGGAGGCUGACAAGUGCAAAGCUCAGAUGGAGCAGCAGCUAAAAGAGUUGCGAGCAAAACACGAGGCUUUGAAGAAGGAACUGGAAGUCAGCCAUAUGGAGGAGGUAGAUGGCCUUAAACAACAGUUUGAAGAGACUUUCAAAGAACUGAAACAGUCCCAUGAAAAGGAAAUGCAGUCUCUCAACGCAACACUGAAGGAAUCAGAGGACACGUUAUCUGAUCGAAUACAGGAGCUCAUGACUGAAAAUAACAACCUCAAAGAAAAGCUGAAUGCUGAGGUGAAGAGAAGGAUGGAUUUGGCUGAGAAAACACAGGACUCCCAUACUCUUUAUCUGGAGCAGGAGCUUGAAAGCCUUAAAGUAGUGCUGGACAUCAAAAACAAACAGAUCCAUGAACAGGACAAGAAACUCUUGCAGAUAGACAAACUGAUGGAGAGGAAUGUGAAGCUGGAUGAAUGUCUUAAGAAACUCCAACAGGAAAACGAGGACCUCAAAGCCAGAAUGGACAGACAUGCUGCUUUGUCAAGACAACUGUCCACAGAGCAGGCGGUUUUGCAGGAAUCCCUCCAGAAGGAGUCCAAAGUGAACAAACGCCUGUCUAUGGAGAAUGAAGAGCUGCUCUGGAAGCUCCACAACGGUGAUCUGAGCAGCCCCCAAAAGGUCUCCCCUUCCCCGUCCCUGAAUCUCCAGUCACCACGGCACUCUGGGACAUUCUCCAGCCCUCCCGUCUCACCCAGAUAACAAUGGCCUUCAGCUUCCAGGAAGCACUUUCAUACAGGACAGAGCGCUUCCUGCAUGCUGAAGCUGGUCUGGACCAUGCUCUCAAUAUGGAAUGAGCUUUCUUGACUUAUACAGAAAACUGAAGACUAGAUUGCACUGAAGCACUUACCAAUGAGACCACCCUCAUACUUUGCCUUUCACAUCUGGCUAUGGAGGAAAAAUGAAAUAUCUCAGGGCUUAUAGAAGGUUUCUCUCGAAUGUAUGUUUUAUAUUUUUUCCCCUCCUGGAUUACUUUGUUUCCUGAAGUUCCUGACUUUUACUGCCUCUCUAUAGAGGACUGACAUUCGAAUUCACUACUGGGGCCUUUAUCAACUCAUGAAGCUUUCCCACCAGACGCCUUGAAGUAAACCUUUAUAAACCCAGAUUUAUCUUUUGCUCUGGGACAAAUGUCCAAAUGCCAGCGGGCCAGUGAACAUUUCCCAGAUGCUGCUGCUCGUGUAGCAAUUGGUUUCCCAUUAUUUUACGCAGGACCUCAGACCCCAGAUGAACCUUUCACUUCAUAGAUCAACAUGCCAUAAACUGACUGUUACUAUUUACUCAAAUGGAAAUAUUCACUGAUCUCAACCAGGUGUUCUUAAAACUUUAUGCAACAGUUUUUUCAUGUUAAUGUCUUGCCUUUAUUUUUGAUUUUGUAAAUGUUUUUUUUUUUCAAUCACACAUUAAGAACUGCAACUAGGUAAGCUUUGCCCAAAUCAUGAUGCAUGUUUCAUCACAGAUUUGCUCUCCAUAUCACUCAUAUAUGCAUAGAAGAGAUGCAAAUACAGUGACUGAGGCAGAAUGAAUUAUUAAUAGUUGAUUAAAUGUCUUGAAUGUUUUGAAUAAUGUCUGUAUAAAGUUUGAAUUCCUCACUUGGCAAUCAGAGAUGCAGUCUAAUGGCAAUGGAAAAAUGAAAUGGCAUGUCAUUGGGCAGCCCUGUGACUGAAGGCAUGUACUAUUGGGAUUAAGCAAUUUUGCUGAAUACGGGUUUUGUUGUCUUAUUCAGUAUGGAUGAGCUGCAGGGGACAGAUUUGAGUGUGUGUUUGUUUUUAUUUCAAAAUGUAGGUGUGAUCAUGAGACCGUAAUGACCGAGCAUGUUCCAGUGGCCUCUGUCUGUGCAGCUUUACAUUCAAGCUAUUUACAAAGAAGUUAAAUAGCAAAAGAAGAACAUUUUUUAUGGUAUGUAUUGCUAAGCUGUUUGUGUGGAUGUUGGUGUGAAACUGAAACUCAUGAAAAUAUGCAAUUAAUAAAGAAUUAAAUUAAUCUGUG